Messenger RNA from Penaeus monodon (black tiger shrimp), 2323 nucleotides. RefSeq lists its product as uncharacterized. The record is from RefSeq and is a predicted model, not a curated record. NCBI's taxonomy places the organism in Eukaryota, Metazoa, Arthropoda, Malacostraca, Decapoda, Penaeidae.
AGCCAUGCACACUCCAUGGUGAGGAAGAACAUGGUGCAGAGGAUCUCAGGAAGGAGAUCGUCAUCGUCACAGACUUUGAAUGCCUGGAAGAUGUGCAGGACCUCGUGACAGCCCUACUUAAGGAUGCCAGGAAAAAUCGAAGAAUACUGCUGCGAUAUAUUGGGCGUGGAACCCCUCCAGUUGAGGAUCUGGAUGGAAUUGAGGAAAUGGUAAUGGACUCGGGGGCUUCUCCACUUGAUGCUGUUGCUUCUGCUGCUGCCGUCGACUUCUCGCCACGGGCUCUUAAGUCUAUUAUCCUUUUCGAUUGUGAUCAUCCACGAUGCACUGUUUCGAGCACUUCGACACCGGUGCAGCAACUACGCAAAGCACUUCUAGCUCAGGGCGUCCAGCUGCAUGUGGUCACCAGUGACUACAUUGCCGUCCUUGACCCCAGCGAGCUCUCCAAUAAGGCCAAGCGGCAGCUACUGGGUCUGGAUGGCCACACGAGUUACCUGAUGUCCCAUGCCCGCAAACGCCUGGUCAGAGGGCACCGGGGUAACAGAGAACAUAUAACCACACCCAUUGGAAAUACUUGUUGUGGUCUUGCGGUGGAGACAGACGGAUCGGUGUUCUCACUGCAACACCUCAAGAUCCACCGGAAGUACCACCGGAAGAUCUUCCAGCAGCUUCUAGCGUUGCGAGUCGAGGCGGGCUGGGAUGCUGACUACCUCACCUGUAGGAGAUGCAAAUGCGGACAACAGUGCGCACUGUGCCAGCCCCCUGAUCCACAUCUGUAUACGAAAUCCGGCAGAGAUUCUUCUCGCAAACUGUGGCGGAUCCACAAGCUUAUGGGCGGCGCUGUGAAAAUUUUCCUGUUGACUACUAAAAUUAUAAUCCAACAAUUUAUAUAACUUCCAACGAUAAUGAACUGCAAAACUUGUGGAAAAGAAGUAUAUGUUUUUUUGUCAUUUCCUUGCAUGACGACCAGGCAAACCUUUUUAUAAAAUGCAAAGGCAUUCUAUUUCCGGAGUAAACAUUCACACAUAACAUGAAAUGCAUACGAAAUAUGUUAAAACUUUUCUUGCCAGGAAGCGAUAGAAUUUAUAUCUUCCUUAGGUCUCUUCCUAUUUGCUUGCCUGAUAAUUUUUGCGUAUUUUUUAUGCGUAAUUCAGUACUAAGCCAGUUUUCUUGAUAAUUAUUUUGCAGAAUAUUUUGAAAUAUGUGUUUUUUAUAUCAUCCACUAUUAAAUAUUAAGAGAUAUUCAUGAUAAAAGUAUUACCGAAAGUAAAAUAAUUUAUAAAAAUUUUAGUCCUGUCCUUCCAGUCAAUCUUUUUUCUGUUGAUAAUGAAUUCGUUUAUAUUGAUUACUGCAGUCAUAUAUUGCAUGGCGGUAAGCACAGACAUAGAUGGACAAUAUUAUGAGACAAGUAUAGUAUAACACAAUGAGAAAUAAAUUUCUCAAUUACUGUGGGUUAAGUUAGUAAUUUGGAAGUGGAUAUACCCACUGGAAUGAAAAUAACUGUUAAGACUUUGUUCUGUGUUAUCAAAGGGCGACGAGUUAUUAAAAUGGGUCAGUUCUACCUGGCGACAGAAAACACAAAGGAGGAACCAAUUGUGACAUGUCAUCCAUAAGGAAAAGCGCCUUUCUUGUUUUUGCAGCUCGACCCACAUGCAGCACUGCGUUCACUGCAUCCCUAACAGAAAACACGUUAGGCUAAUGAUUCCAAGUGAAUCAGUCAAAAUUAAAGAAUUAAUAAGAUAAACAAAAUAAACAUAUCUAUAUAAUAUGCAAAUGCAUGCAUGCACAGACAGUAUUAUACAAAAAACAAUAUUACACAUAGAAUAAUAGAAGCAUUGUUCGUCUGCAUGUAAACAUACCCGAGUGUACCAUCUUGCAGCUCCGGUAGGUCUGUUAGGCUAACAACGUUUUGUGAUCGAUCGGCGGCUAAGGUAUCGUUCACUUGGCUAUUAACCGAACAUGGUUAGCUGAUCGGUGUCAAGUGAACGCAGGGGCAUCACUUCCAAAAAUUAUCAUGUUUCAAGUAGGUGAAUAACAUAGUAGGACGCCUUACUCUGCGUAUAAGAGAUAAUCCCAACAUCAAAAAAUUAUGUUAAAAACAAUUUAUUUAAAGUGUUUCUUCACUUAUUUUACAAUAAAACUGCCAAUGCCACAAUUCAGUAGAAAAUGAAAUUUCAAAAUAUGCACGGUUACAGAAGUGCGUUUAUGUACUUUGGGACACAUGUAUAUAAUCUUAAGCCUAGUAUAAAGUAAAACUAAUUUUAAGUUGCCAAGUUAACUUUAUGGUAAUUAGGUGUAAGUGACAUGAAUAAAACUAGUAAUGUGG